AUGGAGGAGUUCCGGCGGGCCUACGCGCGGCUGUGCGCGGCGGGCGGCGCGGCACCGCAGGAGGCCGUGCUGCGGCGGCUGCGGGAGCUCGGCGGGGCGCCGGGCCGCGGCCGCCUAGACCUGGCGGCGCAGAGCCUCUCGCUGGAGACGUGCGGCGCGCUGGGCCGGCUGCUGCCCGGCGCCGCGCCCUUCGCCGAGGUGGCGCUCGGCGACUGCGGCCUGAGCGAGGAAGGUGUAAAACUUCUGUUGCAUGGUCUUUGCUCCAACACCACAGUCAAAUCUUUGGACUUGAAGGGAAAUAACCUGCGAACCGUGGGAGCUGAGGCUUUGGGAAAACUUCUUAGGCAGAACAAAUCCAUCAGGAGCCUAAUCUUGGAAUGGAACAGCCUUGGCGUGUGGGAGGAGGGCUUCUCCUUUUUCUGCCAAGGACUGGGAGCAAACAACUUUCUCCAGCGGCUAGAUCUGCGCAAUAACCAGAUCAACCAUCAAGGGGCCGGAGAGCUGGCCGUGGCACUGAAACAAAAUGCCAGCCUUCAGGAGCUGGAUUUGCGUUGGAAUAAUAUUGGGCUUCUGGGUGGCCGAGCUUUGCUGAACUGCCUGCACAGCAACAAGACCCUGAAGAGGCUGGAGCUGGCUGGGAACAACGUUCCUAGUGACAUCUUGAAAGCUGUGGAACAAGCCAUGGAUCACAACCAAGACCGUCAGACUAUCCUGAGCGAGACCCAGAACCGAACAUACAUACUCAGCAAGGAGGUUUUGAGCCUGAAGGAUGAGAAGACCAAGCAGUUCUUGGAUUUGAUGGACACUAUAGACAAGCAGAGAGAAGAAAUAGCGAGGAGUGGCAGGAUGUCUGCAGUGCGAAUCAGCCAGCUGCAGGAAGCGUUGGAUGAGCAGCACUCUAUUAUGAAUUCACUGAAAGCCAAGCUGCAGAUGACUGAAGCUGCCCUGGCUCUGUCUGAGCAAAAGGUGCACAAUCUGGGAGAGCUACUGAAUGCCACAAAACAGGAACAAACCAGCAUGGCUGAGCGCCACUUUACGGAGCUCCAGCAGCAAAAGCAGGAAGGUGCUGAUCGGGAAGGCAAGCUUUUGCGUGACUUGUCUGCUGCCAGUGAGAAAAAUCUGCUUUUAAGAAACCAGGUGGAUGAGUUGGAGAAGAAGUGCAAAGUUCAGCAGGAUCAGCUAUUCCAGGUGAAACAAGACUUGACCAACACAACAGCAGAGCUGAAGCUGCGGGCCGUGCAGGCUGAGGAACGCCUGGAAAUGGAGAAGAGAAGAUUUAAACAAAGCCUUGAAGACAUGGAAUCCCUUCGGGUAAAAGAGGUGGAUCAUAUGACACAGCACAUUGAGGCCAGUGAACGUUCCAUGCAGGACAGGAUCCAGAGGCUGGAGGCCAUCAGGAUAGCCCUGGAGGAGGAGCUGAGCCAAGUCAAAGCAGCUGCACUCACAGAGCGAGGCCAGGCAGAGGAGGAGUUAAUAAAAGUCCGGAAUCAGGCACGGCUGGAGGAGCAGCAACGACUAGAACACCUAGAAGAGAAGCUGCGGCUGAUGACUGAGUCACGAGAUGAAGCUCAGAACAGCUGCCUUAAGCAAAAACAAAUGGUUUCUGAGGCCCAAGCCAAAGCCAAUCAGUUGAGCCUGCAUGCUGAUGGACUCAGAAGGCGGCUAGAGGAACUUCAGCAGGACCUGAACAGUAAGGAAGAGGAGAAAGUGACAGAGGUGAAUAAAGUGAAAGUGGAAUUACAGGAGCAGAUUGGACACCUGCAGGCUGAACGCACAGCACAGGACGGGCUGAGAGAGAAGAUUGCAGCCCUGGAGAGACAGCUGAAAGCCCUAUCAAGUAAUCACCGCGAGGCACUGCUGGACAAAGAAGGUGAAAUCUCUAUGCUGCUGGAGAAGCUGAGAAUGAAAGAGGCUGACAUCUCCAGGAUGAGGGAAGAAGAGGCCCAGCGAGCAAGUUUCUUGCAGAAUGCCAUCAUGGCAUAUGUGCAGGGCUCCCCCUUGGGAACCCACAGUUCUAGGAAAUGAGAGCGUGGCUUAAAGAAUCCAGAUACUUGCUGUCAGGAAGAGGGUAAGCAACUCAGGCACAGCCCCUUCUUUCUAAGUGGGACAGUUCUGUGAGAGUGGGGUGGCACGAAGGCUUGCAAACACAGAAAAUUGCUCUUGCUCUUCAGAAAUCUUGCUCCUGACCGCAUAAAGGAGAGGAGGAAACAACCAUCCAGGGCUGGGAUAGAGGCUCAUGGGUCUGAGUUUGUGAUGUGGAGCCCUUCCCCUGCACUGCUACAGCAUUUGAAGUAGUUUCUGUGUCCUUUUAUACAGCACCAGUCUGUCGGCACACCCUGUUGUUACCAGGGGGUUGUAUGUUCCCUGGGCAGCGGUCCUUCUGAAGCAUUUGUUUGAAUGCCAGGGCUGUUCACAGUGAAACCUGAUAAAUGACGGGCCGCAGUGUUUACAGUUCCCUGUAGGUGAGAGCCAUUUACGUUGCUCAUGGGGUCCCGAAGCUGCUGGAAACACCAGAUCUUACCCACCUGUGCUUUAAAGCCAGUGCUUACAGAUGGAAGCAGCGGCUGGCAGGACUCACUUUGGCUCUUUUACCCUGCCCCUCUGUGGCUCUGGCUGUAGUGAUGGACAGUAGACACGCAUUCAUUAUAGAUGGAAACAGCUAUGCAGAGGGGGACUACUGUGCAGUGGCUAUCCAUAUCCUUGUUGGACAGCUGGGCUUUGGCCAUGGUUCAAGCCUCUACAACACCGACUGGCA
Molecule: messenger RNA, 2755 nt
Organism: Gymnogyps californianus (California condor)
Lineage: Eukaryota; Metazoa; Chordata; Aves; Accipitriformes; Cathartidae
Product: ras-related C3 botulinum toxin substrate 3
Exons: 17
Coding region: 1-2025 (674 amino acids)
Biological process (GO): motor neuron axon guidance; cortical cytoskeleton organization; actin filament organization
Cellular component (GO): cytoskeleton; cytoplasmic vesicle; cell projection
Molecular function (GO): protein kinase binding; GTP binding; GTPase activity
Source: RefSeq, a predicted model, not a curated record